AUGAAGAAUGACUUUUACUAUCAGGAGAUCAUGAAAUUUGUCCAUUUUCUUAACAGCCAUGCCAAAGAGUUGGUAAUUUUACCUCGUGUUCACGUCCAAUUUCCCGAUAAAUUUUUAUAUUUUUCAAUUCAACGGCAAAUCUUUACCAACAGAGAUUUCACAACGGCCGUGGUGGACAGAAAGGUAUGUUCUGAAGGGACGUAAAAGCGAUUCAAAUCAUUUUCAGAUCAUCGACGAUAACUUACCGAAUCUCCAGAGACGGUUAAGUUAUGUGGAUUGCUCUAAAUGCAUGUUUGUCGACUGGAGGAAUGCUGUGUGUGAUUGGGAGAGGUGCUAUGCAGUGAACGAGAGGACUAACAAUAUUAUAUUUUAUGACUACACCCAUGUGAAUGUUCUUGGAUCCUUGUUUUAUGGGAAAUUGGUCAGAAAUAUGUAUGACGAAUAUCUGGAGACGGGAGAGAGGCAUAAUGAAGACAAUUAUAAGCGGAGAAGACUUCCUUUCUCUCGAUUCUAA
Bursaphelenchus xylophilus (pine wood nematode) is the source of this 514-nucleotide messenger RNA. Lineage: Eukaryota; Metazoa; Nematoda; Chromadorea; Rhabditida; Aphelenchoididae. The record is from the annotation of a GenBank genome assembly.